Molecule: messenger RNA, 871 nt
Organism: Neltuma alba
Lineage: Eukaryota; Viridiplantae; Streptophyta; Magnoliopsida; Fabales; Fabaceae
Product: mavicyanin-like
Exons: 2
Coding region: 47-601 (184 amino acids)
Cellular component (GO): plasma membrane
Molecular function (GO): electron transfer activity
Source: RefSeq, a predicted model, not a curated record
CCUUUAUUAUUUUCUUUUCUGCGCCAUUUUCACCAGUUCAGUGAAUAUGGCUAUGGCUCAUCACUUGACACGAGCAUUUCUUCUUGCUGUGCUUGUGAUCUCCGCCACCGCGGUGGUGGUCGGAGCUGCCAAGGUGCACCAUGUUGCAGGAGGAGACCGCGGAUGGGACCCAUACUCCCACCUCUCUGCCUGGUCGUCAGCAAGAACCUUCAGAGUCGGCGACGAAAUCUCGAUCCCGGACUCCACAGCAGAGGGGGCAAUUGCGGAGGUGAAAAGCAAGGAAGAAUAUGAGUCUUGCGAUGCGAGUAACCCCAUCAGGAUGUACACGGACGGUCUACAAGCGAUCCCGCUGGAGAGGGAAGGGAUCAGGUACUUCCUCAGCACUGAGUCACACAAUUGCAACAAUGGCCUGAAGCUCCACGUAGAGGUUCAGCCCAUGAUGAUGGCUUCUGGUGAAAGUGAAGCCCUUGCUGCUGCAGAUUUUGAAGAGGCUGAAGGUCCCGUAGUUCCUUCUGCUUCGCCUCAUCAUGAUAAAGUCUCUUCAUUUUCUGUUCUCAUUCUCAUGUUUUGCGUCUCCACGGUGAUGUUUGUGUGUGGCUAAGCACCAUAUUUGAUUGUUUGUACUAUCUAAGAAUCCAAGACUCUUAGACUAGUUAUGUCGUUCUCGGAUCUGAUAUGUUAAUGCUUGUAUUGUGGACUUUUGUGGGGAUUUGGAUAUGUCCUACGCCAUGUGACUGUGAUUUGUGAAAUUAGUAAGGUUGCUGGUUAUGUUUCUAUUAGUAUCAAAACUGCCAUACUGAUUAAUGGCAUUGUAGCUCUAUAUAGAAUAAAAGCUACUAGAAGGUGAUCCACCUGAAUCGUAUUCUUCUCA